AGUUCGUCUUUUUGGUUUGUGUUGUUGGUCUUUCCUCGAGAAGCCAACAAACCGUUCACCUCGCGUCCACUCACCUUCUUUCCUCGGCAAAUCAGCUAUUGAUCAACUCCAGUACCCGCGCACAUGAGUUCGAGCCAGGGCGCACUUGCUUCAGCAAGCACCGAGCAAGCAAAACUCGAACAAGCGAUCGCUGAAAUGACGCAAGCUCUGGCAGCCGACCGAGAGGAACGGCGGGAGCUUCGGCGGCUUGCUGCUACCGCCCGUGCAGCAGGAUUCCUUCAAGACGCACAGCAGUAUGAGGAAGACGCGCGGCAACUGUUGGCAAUCAUCAGCACGACCAGCACCGACCUCGCGGCAGUUCGUCAACAGCUGUUCGCUUGUCUCAACCCAGCCCCAGCCGCACAAGGCUCGGUGCUCUUGGAAACAAACCACUCGCUGGUCCGAUUUUGGCGAGCCCUUCUUGACAACCAAGUGACCGAGCAGGUCUUGCGACUGGAUCCUAACACCAACCGGAUGGUCGCAGUGGCUCAUGUUCCUGGGCAGCCGCUUCGAGCCAAUGAACCAAGGUUCUUGACCCUGCCUGACGGCGUGUUCUGGCUUGGGAACGAGAAACUUGGAUCGGUCCUCAUGGUCCGCAGUUGCUACGAUGCAAUGUUCGAUGCGAUCAUCAAUCCACCAGCAAACUCUGCGCCAGCAGCAAACUCUGCGCCAGCAGCAAAGCACAGCUGGAUUGUCACUGGAAAUCCAGGCACCGGCAAGACGUUCUUUUCGGCGUACUUUGUCUAUCGCUUGUUCCAGCGACACCCUCGGCUGACCUUGGUUUACGAGCCAGCGCCGCAGCAGCAGCCAGCCACCAUUCGCUACCUCCUACGGCCUGACCGAGAGGUUUUGAAAGGCAGCAUUGCUCUGGACAGCUUUUACGACAGUCUCGACGACCGCCGCGCCGAUUUCUGGUACCUUGUCGAUGGCCAUCCCGCUGGUAUCUACCGUGCUUACACCCUGCUCGUCACCUCGCCGCGCCGCGACUUUUACAAGGAGGUCCAGAAAGACGCCUAUCCUAGGAUGUUCAUGCCAGUGUGGUCGUGGAACGAGCUGCUUGCUCGCCUCCAGCAACGGAACGCGACUCCCGAGCAAGUUCUAGCUGCCGAACAGCGUUUUUUUCGCUGGGGCGGCAUCGCGCGCGAGGUUCUCGAUGAUGGGAUGACUCUGCCGUAUUCCGAACUGCUUUUGAACGAGGCGCUUGGUCGUUGCAAUAUCCAGACGGUCCGCAGCGCUGUGGGUCAGAUUGCUGAUGCGCAAGAUUUUUCACACCGAAUCCUUCACGUCCAUGUCCAAGCAGACGAUCGUUCCUUCUCGUUGUACAAUUUACUGUUUGCGUCUAAUUGGGUGGCCGACAGUUUUCUGACUCUUGCGCUUGCCAACGAACGCGACAACCUCGUCAGCUUUUUGCGUGCGUCUGCCGACCUUGCAGAGCCUGGCGCGCUUCGUGGGCAUUUGUUUGAGAGGCUCGCCCAUCGUCUCAUCCGUCAGGGCGGAUCUUUCAACGUUCGAAACUUGUCCAACAACCAAAGAACCAAUCAGGUCCUUCCGCCGCUCACAUCCGUCCGCUUCCUCCAGCUGGACCAGGUUAAUCUCAAUCUCCCGAAUCGCUACUUUCAACCAGAUCACGGCAAUUUUCCGGCCAUCGACGCCAUCAUCUCGCCGAACAACAACCGCAACUCGCCCUAUAUGUUCUUGCAGAUGACCGUCAGUCGGGACCAUCCUGUCAUCGCGCAACGCUUGAGCGAGGCCAUUGCUCGUUUGCCACCUGGAAGCGUCGCCCAAUUGUACUUUGUGGUGCCCUCUGAACUUUUCGAUACCUUUCGGCCGCAGCCCUACCACACCACCGAUCAUCACGUGUUUCAGACUGCUCGGGCUGUGCCCGCGAAUGUCCGGAACGUCCAGCAAUUUGCCUUGCGCAUAGAUUUCGCGAUUUUCCCGAAUCAAAACCCUGCUGCUAUCGUCUGAUCCCACCAAUUUUGCAUUUCCUGUUAUGUC
This is a messenger RNA of Capsaspora owczarzaki ATCC 30864, 2037 nucleotides long. RefSeq lists its product as hypothetical. NCBI's taxonomy places the organism in Eukaryota, Filasterea, Ministeriida, Capsasporidae. The transcript has 2 exons. The coding region runs from base 124 to 2007 and encodes 627 amino acids. The record is from RefSeq and is a predicted model, not a curated record.